AUGGCCGCGGCGCCGGCCGGCAUCAUUUACCUAUCGAUGGGCUUCUCGGUGCGCUCGGUACGGCUGCCGGCGGCGCUGUGCCAACUGUUUGUCUCGGGGUUUACGCGUCUGCCGCAUCAGCACGUUCUUUGGACGUGGGCGGGCAAUGCCACCGAGCAGCUGCCCAACCUGCCGGCCAAUGUCCGCUUACGCGAUUGGCUGCCUCAGCGACUUGGCCAUCGGCGGCUCCAGCUAUUCAUUACACACGGCGGCCUCCUCAGCCAACACGAGGCUGUUUUUCAUGACGUGCUGCUCCUGAUGCUGCCCGUGUUCUGCGACCACGCUGCCAAUGCCGCCCAGGCCCAGCACAAUUGCUAUGCCAGGCGACUGGAGCUGGCCCAGCUUGAGGAGGAGGCUCUAUAUUGCGCCAUAUACGAUGUCCUGCAUAAUGAUUGCUAUCGGCACGCCGACGCGAGACCAGCUGGCUUGCCCUUGCGGCAGUCUGUCUACUGGACGGAGUUUGUCAUCAGGCACAAGGGCGCAAAGCAUUUGCAGCAUCCAUCCAGGUAA
Drosophila novamexicana is the source of this 549-nucleotide messenger RNA. RefSeq names its product UDP-glucuronosyltransferase-like. Gene Ontology annotation, molecular function: UDP-glycosyltransferase activity. Lineage: Eukaryota; Metazoa; Arthropoda; Insecta; Diptera; Drosophilidae. The record is from RefSeq and is a predicted model, not a curated record.